This is a messenger RNA of Prorocentrum cordatum, 459 nucleotides long. Lineage: Eukaryota; Dinophyceae; Prorocentrales; Prorocentraceae. The record is from the annotation of a GenBank genome assembly.
GCUGUCCACGUUCUCAACAACAGAACUUCCCUCACCGUCGAGAAGAUCUACGAGAAGAAGGAGGACCCCAAGAAGUGCAGCGUCUUCAUAGCCAACAUCGUCUACGAGGCGACCGAGGAGGAGCUACGGGAGCGCCUGGAAAACGUCGGGCUGGUGAAGAGCAUGAGGCUUGUCCGCGACAAGGAUGAUACGGGCGCCCACAAGGGGUACGCCUUCUGCGAUUUCCACGACUCGUUCACCGCCGACGCUGCGAUCCAGGUAUUGAACGGCGCGGAGUUUCAUGGCCGCCCGCUGCGCGUCAACAUCGCCGGGGAGGGGCCCCACCAGAAGGCCGUGCCGACCCCGGGCAGGGCGUCCGCGGCGCCGGCGCCGACCACCUGCCAGGCGGUCAUCUCACAUCUGUCGGAGGGCCUGCUUGCCAUGAGCCCGGAGGACCUCUCGAACUCUGCAUUCAGCUGA